Molecule: messenger RNA, 498 nt
Organism: Gastrolobium bilobum
Lineage: Eukaryota; Viridiplantae; Streptophyta; Magnoliopsida; Fabales; Fabaceae
Product: probable serine/threonine-protein kinase PBL21
Exons: 6
Coding region: 1-498 (165 amino acids)
Source: RefSeq, a predicted model, not a curated record
AUGCUAUUCACUUUGUUUCCCUCUUACGGUUUGAAGAUCACACUUGUGGCGGUGUGCUUCUCGCUCCUCAUUGUUAAUCGCUACAGAGAGUUAUACAAUUCUCAGAAAGUUUUCAAGCAAUGGGAGCUUGUCCUAGAUCCAACCAUCAACCCUGUCCUCGGUUUCUCUCGAUGCCCUCGUUGUGUUUCCCUUCUCAACCCUGAUUGCAUGAGAAAGAGGUGGCAACAAGCAAUUUCAAACCUCAAAAUUUUCUUGAUGAAGACUUAUAACCAGAAUGGACUUCAGGGUGAUAGGGAAUGGCCUGCUGAAGUUAAUUAUCUUGGGGAACUCGGUCUUCUAAAUCUAGUUAAAUUGAUUGGUUAUUGCAUUGAAGAUGAUAAAAGGCUAAUAGUAUAUGAGUUCAUUCUUCGUGGAAGCUUGGAGAAUCAUCAUUUUAAGAUAUUCAUGUCGUGUGCAGCAUUGAAUAAUGUGAAAGAGUGUUCACUUAGGCCAAUUUGA